CAAUGCCUGGGGAGGCCAUUAACCAAAUUACUGAUGAGUAUAAUACUGGAGCCAGCAUGAGGACAUUUUAAGAAGAAAAGAUAAAAUAGUGAUGUGUACUCAUUGAGUGGUCAAAACAAGAACCACAGCAGGCACUCUCCUCCUCAGCCCUGCUCUGCUCUCUUUUCUAUCACCUUUGGGUCUCGCUCUCAUCUAAAACAGAUAAGAAAAUACCUCUACUCUCAUCAUGGUGGCUGCUGCUGCAACCAUAGCUCUAACUCUGAUAAGCUCGUUUUUUGCUCCUCACCUCAAUCAGCUCGUCAAGGAGGUCUUCGAUAAACUCACUGAAAAUACCAAGGAUAAGUUGACAAAACUGCAGACCGUGAUGCUUCCAAGACUUGAACUAAUGAUACAGACUGAGCAGAUGACCGAUAAUGAUAACGAUAGACUGUCCCAGUUGCUGAAGGAAUUCGUGGAUGUGGCAUAUGAAAUUGAAGACGUUGUAGACAAAGAUGAAUAUAAAGAUCUGAAGAAACAAUCAAAAGGGAAAGUGUGGAAAUGGGUGAGCUCAGUUAACCCCCGCUUAUUUUCUAAGUGGAAGAUGAGCAAUACUCUGACGAAACUAGAGGAAAAAGUUUCUAGCAUAUAUGAUUUCUAUCAAAGGCUUCCUCAACGUGCUCCAAAUGGCAGGGAUGCUACUUCCAUCACCAACUUGUCCGACACACAACUACAACCUGCUGAAGGAUUUUUGGGGAGAGACACUGACAUUGAAAGCAUAGUCAGGAAUCUAAUCGGAACUGCAAUGCCAAACAAUUUGAAAGUUGUUGUCAUCGUCGGUGUUGGAGGAGUUGGCAAAACCGAGCUUGCCAAGUCCAUAUAUAACCUCAUCAAUGUUAGGCAUAAAAAGUGGCUUUCCUUCUCACGAGGAAAGUUUGAUGAAGUUGAGAUGACCAGAUGCAUGGCGGGCUUGGGUGAGGAUGGUGGCCUUAUCAGUAAAGCCUUGGAAGUGGCUGGAAACAUGCUCAGGACAAAUGUAUUUAGGAAGAAGUUUUUGCUUGUAUUGGAUGGUAUUUGGUAUGAUGAGGAGCUGGGCCUCUUUGAAAACCGGGAGAGAUGGAGUAGACUCUGUGCUCCUCUGCAAAAGUGUGCUCGUGGUAGCAUGAUUUUGAUCACAACCCGCAUGCAAAUAGUGGCGAAAUCAUUCAGUCGCGUCAGUGGAGAGCUGACAUGUCACUUACUUGAGGGUUUGGAACAUCAACACUGCUUGGCUAUCUUCAACAAGCAGGCAUUUGGUGAUGCUGGUCCAGAUCAAAGAGCUUUAAAUGCAAAUCUACCAAUGAUUGCGAGUGAGAUAAUAACUAAAAUAAUCAAUAAUCUAGAAGGCAUACCUUUAGCAGCAACAGAAGCCGGAGAAAAGUUGAGAAAUAAGUAUUGUCUAGAAGUCUGGAAUGGAAUCAAGAGUAACAUCAUUCAAGAAGAUACCGAGAAAUCGUUGAUGUGGAGCUACAAAAUGCUACCCUGUCACCUUCAACAAUGCAUUCGACACUUUACUUUAUACCCACAAGGUUUUAAGUUUAAUCAUAAUUUCUUGGUUUUGUCAUGGAUUGCAGCUGGAGUUAUUACUCACCAACAAAGAAGCCAAAACGAUCUGGAGCGCUUGGGACGUAAAUUCUUUGAUGCCUUGGUGGAUAGAUCUUUCUUGCAAGAAAAGGAAGAUGGAUUGUUCGUCCUGCAUCGUGCAUUGCAUGCUUUCUUAGACAUUAUAACUAAGGGAGAAUGCAUCAGAAUCGCAGGCAAUGAAAGGCAAGAGAUUCCAUCAACCAUAAAACACCUUAGCAUCGAGGUGAACAGCCUGGACCGAUAUGAGAAUGAAAUCUCCAAAUUGGAUAAGCUUCGCACUCUAUUCCUCAAUUGCAACAAUGCAAACUCAUGUUCUGUUCAAGGUGGUUAUCAUGCUGUUCUUGAGCGCAUAUUAAAGAAUAUGAAGAGGCUACGAGUAUUGCGUAUAGCUUGUUGCAGCAUAAAUAAGCUACCUGAUUCAGUUGGUAGGUCAAAACACUUACGUUUCCUGGACCUCUCCAACUCUUCUUUCAAUCAGCUUCCAGAAUCCGUAUGCCGUAUCUAUCUCUUGUGGUAUUUGAAUUUGAGUAACUGCAAUCUGAAUACUGUUCCUAAAUAUCUCAAGAAGCUGAUCAAACUGCAGUAUCUAGUGUUCAAUGGUCCAACCCGCUCUUUGAUUCCUCAUAUCGAUAGACUCACCUUACUUCGAGAACUGAAGGAGUUUCAUGUGAAGAACGAGAGAGGACAGCUUAAUGGCAUGGACAAUCUUCUAGGCACACUUCGUAUCAUAAAUCUGGAGGCUGUGGGCGAUGCCACUGAUGCUGAUGAAGCAAUGUUGAAUAGAGAAACUCCGCUCAAAGAAUUUGUUUCUGAAUGGUCUAUGCCUGAAACGGCUGAUGCCAUUCUUUUGCCUGAGCAAGUACUUGACAUACUGCAACCUCAUGAUGACAUUACUAGCCUGACAGUCAGAGGUUAUACUGGUAACAGACCUCCUGAUUGGAUGAUAAACCAAAACUCCAAACUGGAAGCCCUUCAUCUUGACAACUGCCCCAAUUGGGGUACUCUUCCAGCACUUGGGAACAUUUAUACUUAUCUCAAGAAACUGGUGUUGUCUGGCUGCUGUAUAGAUGACGCCACUCUGGCCUUAUGUCUCAACAACCUCACCUCCCUAUCUUGCUUGAAGUUAUCAACAUGCUCACACAUAACAUCCCUCCCCUCCGUGGAGGUCUUUGGCACGCUUGUAAAGCUUAAGGUGCUCCAAGUCAUGGAUUGCCAGUUGCUCACUUCACUAGGUGGUAUACUGGCACUCCCAUUUCUUCAGGAAUUCAAUAUCAGCUUGUGCCCGGCCUUGCUGGCUGUGAUCCAACCUAAUGAUAGAGGCAUCAACCUGCAGGGUCAUGCUGUAGGUGCUGUUGCUGUCUUGCCUAAGUCUCUUCUUGAUCUUAAAAUCACAGAUUGUGGGAUUUCUGACAAUUAUCUCAGCAGCUGUUUGAUGGGUCUCAAUAAACUCAUCAGCCUUGAACUGCACCAGUGUGCUAGUGUCACCACACUACCUUUAGAGGAGGUGAUGAGGCACUUGACAUCACUUGAAUGUGUGAAUAUUCAUAGCUGUGUUAAUCUGCAGUCUGUUGGAGGUUUACAGGUCCUAGCACCAACUGAUGGCUCUGGGCCUCUUCGGAGGCUUUCAAUCCAGAAUUACGGCAGACUUCAACGACCUUUGCAUGAUAAUCUCGAACGUCUCAUGCAAGCAAAUUAGCCCACUUGCUUGGUCUGUCUUGUAUGCAAAGAGCUUUGUUUUGUGGUUUCUUUAUUUCAUGUUUGGUGUGUUCUGUCUGCUGCUCCAUGAACUUAUGUUUUGUGGUUUCUUUAUUUCAUGUUUGGUGUGUUCUGUCUGCUGCUCCAUGAACUUCCAUUGCUUCUGAUUGAUCUCGAAUGUACUGAACUUUGGUUAGUGUGUUUCUUUAUUUCAUGUUGGUAUGUCUUGUGUGCUCUAUAAUCUUUCAAUUGCGAUCAAUUUGAUUUA
Messenger RNA from Dioscorea cayenensis subsp. rotundata (Guinea yam), 3562 nucleotides. Its product is annotated as putative disease resistance RPP13-like protein 1. The transcript has a single exon. Gene Ontology annotation, biological process: defense response to other organism. The record is from RefSeq and is a predicted model, not a curated record. The coding region runs from base 227 to 3295 and encodes 1022 amino acids. Gene Ontology annotation, molecular function: ADP binding. Lineage: Eukaryota; Viridiplantae; Streptophyta; Magnoliopsida; Dioscoreales; Dioscoreaceae.